CUAGCUAGGAAUAAUGAUGCCACUAUCCUCAACCAUAUGCUUCAUACCAAUGUAGAAGAUCUGAAGGGCUGGUUCCAUGAAGAUGAUGUUUUUGUUGUAGACAGAGGCUUCCGAGAUUCAGUCGAUAUGCUCGAGGAGCUGGGAAUAAGGGCCGAAAUGCCUCGCCUGAUGAGCAGAGGGCAGAAGCAGAUGACAACCUUAGAUGCCAAUGCCUCUCGUCUGGUCACCAAGAUUCGUUGGGUCGUUGAGGCAGCCAAUGCAAGGAUAAAGCGAUGGAAGUACCUUGCUCAUGUUCUUCCGACCAAUCAAGUGCCAUUUAUCGGUGACUAUGUGCGCAUCGUGUGUGCCCUCUCCAACCGUUACUGCAAGCCUCUGUCGACAGGAAGUGAAAAUGAAGACAUGGCCCUUGCAUGCAAAAUGAGGUAUUUGUCAACAAAAGUUAACUCUUUAAAGACAUUUGUUGAAGAAAACUGUCUGGAUAAGAAGUCUGUAAAGUGGGAAGUGGCUACUGAUUCUUUGGAAUUCCCCAACAUCAGCGAAGAUGACAUUCGUAAUCUGACCUGUGGAGUUUAUCAACUGAAGUUGUGUCCAAGUUAAAUUCAGGAGUAUUUGGAGGGGGAUGUGGAUAUCUUGGUUCACAGUGAGUUCCAUUGGCUUAUCAGGGUCAAGCUACAGAGUCGUCAUGUUUCUUCCCGACAGUAUCUGCUCUGGAUCGAGUUUUCCGAGUCUGAGAUCACUGCAUGGUAUUGCAGAUGUCGAGCGGGUGCCCGUGUUGUGGGAGUAUGUUCCCAUGUCGCCGCCGUUAUCUGGUUUCUCGCUAUUGGGAGACACAACAGGGAGGCUAUUUCGUCUAUUCAAGACUGGUCCGAGUUUGUCACUGAUGCAGCUGUCAUUGACGAAUCUUAGGACAGUGAUGACAGUGAGGUAGAGGAGUAACUGAGUUCAUUUUUCUUCUUCUAGUGAUCAAUCAGACUCUGUUGGUAUCCUGAAAAUAUGAACAUUUUUGAUUUAUAAUAUGAAAUAUUCAUUUAUCUGAUUCAUUUAAACACAAUACAGAUCUGGUUGCAUUAUUAUCACACAAAUGUUUUGUAAUCAACAAUUUGUCAAUUGUAACAUAUUAUGACUUAAGCGAGAAUUAUAUCAUAAUUUUUUUUUACAUAUAUACUAGUAGAAAAUUCUAAUACAGUGUCAAAAGAUA
Messenger RNA from Magallana angulata, 1198 nucleotides. RefSeq lists its product as uncharacterized. The coding region runs from base 37 to 597 and encodes 186 amino acids. Lineage: Eukaryota; Metazoa; Mollusca; Bivalvia; Ostreida; Ostreidae. The record is from RefSeq and is a predicted model, not a curated record. The transcript is spliced from 2 exons.